This is a messenger RNA of Fraxinus pennsylvanica, 477 nucleotides long. The record is from the annotation of a GenBank genome assembly. NCBI's taxonomy places the organism in Eukaryota, Viridiplantae, Streptophyta, Magnoliopsida, Lamiales, Oleaceae.
AUGGCCUCUACAUGCAUCUCAAACUGUAUUAACGACGCCCGUGUUCCGGUUAGAGCCACCUACGUGAACCUCUACAAGUGGCCGGAAUCAGACGCGGAGUUUGUACGAUCAGUGAGCUCUAACACCCACCGGAAUGGCCCAAGUGGCGGCGCUAGCGCCUACGGCCGUCCCCGGGUGGUGGACAGCAUCUCAUGCAGACAAUUGUACUUAAGAAGCUACACUUUCUCAAGGGAAGAAGAUCAUAAGGAUGAUGAGAAGACCAUAAAGUGCCUUGGAAGGGGAAAAGAGAAGCAGACAAUGGAUAAUAAAAGAAAAAGAAAGUCUCGUGGCCGUGGCGGCGAUCGCGGCAGCAGAAGUGAUGGCGGAAGGAGGAAAUGUAAAGGGUUUAGGAGGGUUAAGGCAGUAUCCUGUGCCGCCUUGGUGUCCAUUUUCCGGAGGUUGCUAUCUUGCACCACCGAGGUUGAUGUUGUCAAUUAA